Molecule: messenger RNA, 303 nt
Organism: Protopolystoma xenopodis
Lineage: Eukaryota; Metazoa; Platyhelminthes; Monogenea; Polystomatidea; Polystomatidae
Source: the annotation of a GenBank genome assembly
ACCAGCGUUUUCGAGUUUCGAGCCUGCAUAUUCAGCGCAAAGAAUUUACUGGCUGCCGAUGAAACCGGUUUCUCCGAUCCCUUCGCCAGGAUCCUCAUCUGCAAUGAAGUAUUGCAAACCCUUCCGAUCUACGAGACGAUGAGCCCCAUGUGGGACGUCAUGCUGUACCGAGAGGUCACUUUUAACUAUUCGUCAGAAGCGGUAAAGGCAAACCACCAGCAGAUUAUAUUGGAGAUCUUCGACGUUGACAAUGAGGUAGGCAUGCGCUUGACUCCUAUUCCUAGGCAUAGUUUCUCCUCUUAA